AUGCCAGGUUGCCUCGAAGGUCUCCACGCUAUCGCCACUCAUAUCGUGAAAGGUGUCGAACAAGAUGCCCUCGUCAAGGAUAUAGAGAAGCGGGCCAAAGGGGUCUUCACCAAAGAUGUCGAUGCUGCUCCCGAGACCCGCAUCUUCUACAGUAGCAAAAAUCCUACCCCAAUCGUCACCAUGAAAGAUGGCAAAUUCUCAGCCGUCGAAGCAAUGGCAAUUGAGAAUGGCAAGGUCCUGAAAGUCGGCAGUCUCAAGGACACCAAGGCUGCAGCAUCGUCCGUCACAGAACCGACUGACAUCGGAGGCAAUUGCAUCGUACCUGGCUUUGUAGAGCCUCACCUUCAUAUCAUCACCUCGGCAAUGUUGGAUAAGUUCCUGGUGAACUGUGAUCCUCUCAAUCAUGAGAUUGGCGGUACUUUCGAAGGUACAAUGGAGUUCCUUCGUAAUAAAGUCAGGGAUCUCAAGAAGGGUGCGUGGCUCCUGGGAUAUGGCUACGAUCCAUCUCGAUUGGAACCAUAUGAAGGAUCAUUCAGAGAUUUGACACCGGCUCUGUUCGAACAGGAAGGCCUGACUGAAAAUCCUAUCCUCAUCAUUAACGCCUCUGGCCAUAUUGCCUACGCCAGUUCCCUCGCCUUACGUGAAGCCAAACAGGAUGAACCUGCUUCUGGAGUUCUUAUCGAACCAGCUGCGUUCCAACCCAUCAUUACCAAGGCACUGCCGAGUCAGAUUAUAAAGUCGUUGGAAAUAUUCGACGGUCUGUUCAAUGUCUUGAAACGAUGGAGCGCUAAGGGUUUCACCACAGUCUUUGACGCAGGUGUCGGACUCUCUAUCCCCCAACUUGACGCCUACAUAUUGAGCGCGUUGGCAAUAUGUGCACCACUUCGCAUCGCUGGAGCAGCUGCAAACAUGACACCUGGAGAAGCUGAGAAGACUGUCGGAAAGGGCGACAUGCCGUCAGGCGGCGCAACACCCUUGAAGAUCAAGACCAUCAAGCUCUGGAUGGAUGGCUCGACUCAAGGCUUCACGGGUGCACUUGAGGGACAGUACAAGAAUGAGUUGCUGCCGGAAUACUUCUGGGGAGCACCGUGGGGGUGGGCGAGAUGGAAAGUUCGCAAAACGUGCCAUAUCACACCCUUCACGGAGUCUGACAUCUUCGAUGAAAUGAGGACUUGGGCGAAGAGAGGGUACCAGUUGAUGGUACAUGUCAAUGGUGAUUGUGCUUCUGAAGUUGUGCUCGAUGCUUUUGAAAAGCUCAAGACUGAGCUUCCUGACUUAAAGGUCCGACAUCGACUGGAGCAUUUCACCGUGACCCAGUCGCAGCAGAUCGAACGUGCUGCCAAGCUCGGCCUCUAUGCUAGUCAUACCAUCGGACACGUCAAGUACUGGGGCAACACCUUUGACAAAUACAUCCUUGGAUCCGAGCGAGCAGGGCGCAUUGAUCCGCUGCAAGAUGAUGUGAAGCAUGGACUCGUCUACUCGCUCCACAGUGACUCUCCCGUGUCGCAAGCGGAUGGAUUAUCAUAUGUUAGAACUGCUGCGACCAGACUCAUGUACGAGAAGACGCCCGAUGAAAAUCCGGAAAGAGUACUUGGGGGUGAUCAGACUGUGACGGUGGAACAAGCUUUGGCUGGCAUAACAGUGAAUCCAGCGCGUCAAAUACUUCUCGAAAGCGAGAUUGGGACACUUGAGGAUGGAAAAGACGCCAACUUCGUUGUUUUGAGUCAGGACAUCACCUCGUCUUCACUUCAUGCCAAAGAUAUUAGCAGUGAUUGGGUGCUCGAAACUUGGUUCAAGGGACGUCUGAGUAUAGCCGGCGUUGAAUGUGGAGGCUACAACAAAGAUCUCAUCUUCGACCUUGAUGAUCCAUCUACUGCCACGACACGAUUUCGACGGCCUUUGCUUACGGAGAAAGAACGUCGAUGUAUGAGUGAACAGAUUGCGCGCGACAUUCCACCAAGUCUGGCCAGUUGGCAUUUGUCCAAGAUUGAAGACGAGUGCGAGAAAGCGCCGUCUGAUAUCCAGAUAUCGCGAGGCCCUUUUGGAGCUUUUAGAGUUACGGCAGAUCGGCACCAAGAAUUUGUCUCUACUCUAGACAAACUACCAGAUGGUGCGCAAGAUACUUCGAACUUUCAAAUCGAAGACCAGGACGACUUCAUUCUUCCGGAUUUUGAUGACGAAAUCGAGCUCGUUCCUCCGCCUUAUGAUACCUCGACAGUUGCCUCUCAACAGCUGGUUCGACAGCCUCAGGAUUGGAUGACGGUACUCGAAAGCCUCCCUGUAGGCGACUGGCUAAGCCCUGGCCAAUUUGAUCUCCCAGAUUGGUGGGGCUCUACGGUUGUUGACCCUUGGCCUGACAGACUUGCAGCUACACCAAAACCGUCAUCGCCAGUUCCAUCAUCCUCAGUCAUGCAGAUGGAGCCACCUGCAUUACCAGUAUCCCAGCCCUCCUUUAUGACAGGCCCAAUCGUUGACAGUAAUAUUCCCCAGGAUGCUGUCUUGUUAGUCAAACACUAUGCCACAACAGUACUUCGCGGCUUGACCCCAUAUCGUCAUAGCAAAACACCAUGGCACAUCCUUUUCCUUCCGCAUGUGAAAAGCUGCUUAGCGGCCCUAACCUUAGGAGAGGAUAUGGAUCAUGCCAGUCUAUGCGCCUUCUACGGCACAUUAUCCAUCAGCGCCUUCAGCCUCGGUGGAAUCUAUGACUCGAACAAAUGGCUACAACAAGGCAAGACAUAUUACCAACAGGCUCAACUCCAUAUACGCGUCAUGCUAAGAACAGCAUAUGAUAUACCCAAGAGGGCUAAGUACAAGUCUAUUCUCAUGGCACUACUCACCAUGGUGCAAAUCGAAGUCUUGUCUGGCAAUCGAGAUGAAGCAGAAUAUUACUUCUUGGAGACUGAGAAGUUUAUUCGUUUAAGAGGGUUGAACCGCCGCAAGUCUCGCAAGGUCAGAUUGCUUCAUCACUGCUAUGCCUUUGAGCGACUUUCUCAUGAAAGUACCUUUACUGAGAGUCGACUCAAUCUUGACCAUCGCAAUCGCGUACGCGAGGCGAUUGAAGCAAGCGACGCCAGACCUUAUAGUUUGGACAAUCUCUCAUUCCGUCUCACCACAUGGAGAGAUUUGGACCAAGAGAUGUUAAAGGUCAAAGGUCAAGUUGAGGGCGAGAAUGAUCUACAUCUUCAGCACCCGGGAAUCUGGUCUGCCACGCUAUAUCCCGAAAUAUUUGGUGUGCCGGAACUCCAUCUUUUCAUGCUUUCCCUGGUCAUUCGUCUCGCUCGAGAGAAGGUUCAAAGCCAGGAGGAAGCCAUAACUCUUAAGGAAUAUAUGGCUCGUGGCAAAGCCGUUGAACGAUGGAUAAAACAGCUCCACGUCCUACGCCAAUCUAUCUGGACGGCAGAAACACCCGCCGAUGCAGAACAGCAACAAUCUGUCAACUUACUCAAUAGCCUAGCCGACACAAUGCAACAUGCGCUUUCAGUCUACUUUUACCGGAGGAUCUACGAUCUAGAUCCGUCUAUGCUUGAGAAACACGUGCUUGGGGUACGCGAUCGGCUUCUCGAGUUUGACGCUUCAGAUGCAGGAAUGGGGUAUGGAUCUUUAAGAUUGAUAUGGCCUGCUUUUGUCGCUGCUUGUGAAACGGAUGAUGUGGAGAUCCGGUCUUCGUUUGUCGGAUGGUUUGAAGAGGCGGGGAAAAGGAGCGGGUUGAGGAUAUUUAUAGAGACGAAAGAGAGGAUUGAGAAGGUCUGGAAUGAAAGAGACGGAACCAACCUCAUUCAAAAGUCUUUAUCGCAUACCGUUAUGGCAUCUUUCGAAGGCAAAGUAAUCGCAAUCACUGGCGCAGCCUCCGGCAUGGGCCUCGCAACAGCCCAACUUCUCGCCUCAAGAGGCGCCAUCAUUUCCGUCGCAGACAUCAACGAAGAAGCCCUCAAAACAGCCACAUCAUCACUUUCCGGUGACAAACACAUAUACCAUGUAGUAGACGUCAGUGAAAGCGACUCCGUAAACUCAUGGAUCCAAAAGACCCUCGACACAUUCGGGAAGCUUGACGGUGCUGUCAAUAUGGCUGGUAUCAUCGCUGAGCCGACGCCUCUGACAGAGUAUAGUGAUGAGGUCUGGGAUAGAAUGUUUGCGGUCAAUACGAGGGGUGUGUUUAAUUGCUUGAGGGCGGAGUUGAGGGCUUUGACGGAGGGCGCGAGUAUUGUAUCCGCCGCCAGCGUGUUUGGGCAGUUUGGAGCUCCCGGUCAUGUUGCCUACUGUGCAAGCAAAGCAGCUGUAAUCGGACUUUCCAGAACAGCCGCCAAAGAGAAUGGUCACAUUCGUGUUAACUGCGUCUCCCCAGGCUCUGUGAGUACCGCCAUGAACCAAUAUGAUGACCCGGAACAUGUCAAACGUAGUCUUGCGGGAACAGCCCAGAAGAGAAGAGCCGAGCCGAUCGAGGUUGCUCGCGUCAUAGCUUUCCUACUUAGUGAUGAAGCAUCUUUUGUCACGGGCGCAGUGUAUAAUGUUGAUGGCGGUUGGGUAUGCUAG
Fusarium coffeatum is the source of this 4530-nucleotide messenger RNA. RefSeq lists its product as uncharacterized. Gene Ontology annotation, molecular function: oxidoreductase activity; hydrolase activity, acting on carbon-nitrogen (but not peptide) bonds. NCBI's taxonomy places the organism in Eukaryota, Fungi, Ascomycota, Sordariomycetes, Hypocreales, Nectriaceae. The transcript has 6 exons. The coding region runs from base 1 to 4530 and encodes 1509 amino acids. The record is from RefSeq and is a predicted model, not a curated record.